Molecule: messenger RNA, 929 nt
Organism: Caenorhabditis elegans
Lineage: Eukaryota; Metazoa; Nematoda; Chromadorea; Rhabditida; Rhabditidae
Gene: T04A8.13
Product: G-patch domain-containing protein
Exons: 3
Coding region: 177-872 (231 amino acids)
Source: RefSeq, marked reviewed
AGAAGCAAAUAGCCUUACCGUGGCAUUCUAGUCUUCACGCGACACCCUAGUUUACAAUAUGCAAAAAUUGCUCCCUCCUUCGUCAUAUGAAUCACUUCUACAUUUGAAUCAAUUUCUCGAAAAUUGUAACGGAAUCGAAUCGUUUGCCAAGUUUACCAGAAAGUGGCCACUAUAAGAUGAACGAUAAGAAAACUGAGAACCUGGGAAAGACCAAGUCAGGAAAGCAAAUUAUGAAACCUGGAUACGAUAAGAAAGAAGGUCUUGGUAUGGAUCAAAAGGAAAUUGUUGGAGAUGACAAGAAAGACAAGGAGGCUCGAAAAAGGGAGAGAAAGUUACAAGAUGAGUUUGCUGAAUUGAAGAAGGACGAAGAAAAGGACAAAGAAGAGGCGGAAAAAGAAAAGAAUGAAAAGGAAAAGAAAGAGGAAGAGAAGAAAGAAGACGGACAUGAAAAGAAAGAAGACAAGAAAGAGGAUAAGAAAGAGAAUGAGAAUGAUGAGAAAAAGGAAAAAAGUAAGGAUGACAAGAAAGAAGAAAGCAAAGAGGAUAAAAAGGAAAAGACAAAAACCGAGGAUAAUGAGGGAAAGAAUGAGGAGAAGAAAAAAGAAAAGAAAGAAGAAAAGAAAGAUGAAAAGGAGAAAAAGGAGAAGACAGAGGAUGAUAAAGAGAAAGAAAAGGAGAAGACGAAAGAAGAGAAAGUCAAAGAAGAUCCGAAGAAGGAUGAUAAAAGUGGUGUGGAUACUAUCAAGAAAGAAGGAUCAACUGCGCCAGCAUCAACUGCUUUGGUCCCACCUCCUCCACGUCAGAAUAUUCCGCCUCCAACACCACGUCGUCCGCCUCCAAAAAAGAAGAACGCGUGUUGCGUCGUGCUUUGAUGGCAACUCGUAUAAUAGUACUGUCCGGGGUCUAAUGAAGAGUUUUAAUUUGUAAAA